CCUCCAAACAUGAUUUCUUCUGUUCGCAAGCUUGUGCACGCGAAGACUCCAUGAGGUCCUUGUUUACCCCUAACUCGCACUACCGCCAAGUUCACCACCACGCCGAGCAGAAUGCUCCCCGAGCUUAUCAGCCGCCCUUGGGCCUCGUGCCUUCUGGUGGCCUGUACCCCGUCACUCCACCUCAGCCCAUUCCACGCUCCCAUCGACCCCAUCAUGGACACAAGCGCUCCGAGGCAGCCGAUAUGCCUCCGCAAAGAAAUUUCGAGAUGAUGAUGCCACCCACACUAUCCAUGAUCUGUGCCAGAGUGCAGGCCAAAAGGGAGGCGAAAGCGGUGGCUGGACCUCCUGGAAACCAACGCAAAUUCGUCCCUGUAGACCUUGACAAGGCCCUCCCUCAAACUCCCGAUUCACCUGGUAUGUUGAAGAAGGCGGGCCCUCCCGUUGGAGGUUUUCCCGUCGUUCGAAAAUCCGCCUCCACAGUUUUCCAUUCCAGUCAUCAGGCUGCCACGCCUCCUCUG
Messenger RNA from Serpula lacrymans var. lacrymans S7.9, 518 nucleotides. RefSeq lists its product as uncharacterized. The record is from RefSeq and is a predicted model, not a curated record. Lineage: Eukaryota; Fungi; Basidiomycota; Agaricomycetes; Boletales; Serpulaceae. The transcript has 2 exons. The annotation marks the transcript as partial.